Molecule: messenger RNA, 8946 nt
Organism: Ailuropoda melanoleuca (giant panda)
Lineage: Eukaryota; Metazoa; Chordata; Mammalia; Carnivora; Ursidae
Gene: MGAT5
Product: alpha-1,6-mannosylglycoprotein 6-beta-N-acetylglucosaminyltransferase
Exons: 18
Coding region: 889-3114 (741 amino acids)
Biological process (GO): protein N-linked glycosylation
Cellular component (GO): Golgi apparatus
Molecular function (GO): alpha-1,6-mannosylglycoprotein 6-beta-N-acetylglucosaminyltransferase activity
Source: RefSeq, a predicted model, not a curated record
UGACCACUCUGGAGAAGUGCAGUGGUUACGUGUGGUCACUAACCGGCACCAGAGUCAUCUGGGGAGUGAAAAUGCAGAUUCCUGAGCUCUGCGCCGCUGGGUUUUGCCAGGAAUCAGGAUGCAUUUGCACCCAACAAAAUCAGUAAAUACAUGUGCCUGACUGGUGUGGCGGUGCAGCCUGGUGUGCCUCAGUUUCGAGUUUGGCAAAGUGCUGACUGGCUUGUGAGAGCCGUGGGGAGAAAUGCCUUUGAGGACAGCAACAGUCCAUGCAGCUGGCCCCCUCGCACCUAGCACCUGAAGAAGGCUUGUCAUUCUUCCUUAGCACCGAAGUGAAAGGACAGCGGAAGGGCAGACGGUCGAGAGUGCCCGCUCCAGAGGUGAUGAGUGAGGGCUCUGUGGUUAGACAGUUGGGGUUCACGGCCUGGCUGUGCCACCUGUCAGCUGUGUGACUUUGUGUGGUUGCUAUGACUCCGUGGGUCCCUUCCCCCUUCUGCACGUGGUUGGAGCUCCUGACGGGCGCUGCCCUGGACCUUGCAUGGCAGCCUUGGCGGGUUGGUGAGCAUCCAGUCUUGCUGGCUGCUGCUCUGCGGUCUCACGAACAUUCUUCCAGGCUUCUGGGCAGUGUCAGGCUCUGAUCAGUUGGGAGGGUCCAGCUGACUUCGUGGUUGGAACAAGGCACACCUGCGAGCCCCGAGGGGUGAUUACUGCUCUAAAGUUGGACAUUGGAGGAAGAUCCAUUAGGCCGUCAGAAUGGAAACGAGGAAAGGAAAUCGACUGACGCAGGAGCCAGAGUGAGACUGACGAGCCUGCAAACCCAGCCCGCACCAUGAACUUGUGUCUUCCUUCUACAUUUUAAGAGCCAAGGGCAGGUGAAGUUGCUGGAGAGCAAUGGCUCUCUUUACUCCGUGGAAGCUAUCCUCUCAGAAGCUGGGCUUUUUCCUUGUGACUUUUGGCUUUAUCUGGGGUAUGAUGCUCCUGCAUUUUACCAUCCAGCAGCGAACUCAGCCCGAGAGCAGCUCCAUGCUGCGUGAGCAGAUCCUGGACCUCAGCAAGAGGUACAUCAAGGCGCUGGCAGAGGAAAACCGGAAUGUGGUGGAUGGGCCGUAUGCCGGCGUUAUGACAGCUUACGAUCUGAAGAAAACUCUUGCCGUGCUGUUGGAUAAUAUCUUGCAGCGCAUUGGCAAGUUAGAGUCAAAGGUGGACAAUCUUGUAAUCAAUGGCACAGGAACAAACUCGACCAACUCCACCACAGCCGUUCCCAGCUUGGUCGCACUUGAGAAAAUUAAUGUGGCAGAUAUCAUCAAUGGAGCUCAAGAAAAAUGUGUAUUGCCUCCUAUGGAUGGCUACCCCCACUGCGAGGGGAAAAUCAAGUGGAUGAAAGAUAUGUGGCGCUCGGAUCCCUGCUACGCAGAUUACGGAGUGGAUGGGUCCACCUGCUCUUUUUUUAUUUACCUCAGUGAGGUUGAAAACUGGUGUCCUCAUUUACCUUGGAGAGCAAAAAAUCCCUAUGAAGAAGCUGAUCACAAUUCACUGGCAGAAAUUCGUACGGAUUUUAAUAUUCUCUACAGCAUGAUGAAAAAGCAUGAAGAAUUCCGGUGGAUGAGACUCCGGAUCCGGCGAAUGGCUGAUGCGUGGAUCCAAGCAAUCAAGUCUCUGGCAGAAAAGCAGAAUCUUGAGAAGAGAAAGCGGAAGAAAGUCCUCGUUCAUCUGGGACUCCUGACUAAGGAAUCUGGAUUUAAGAUAGCGGAGACAGCUUUCAGUGGUGGCCCUCUUGGUGAAUUAGUUCAGUGGAGUGAUUUAAUUACAUCUCUGUACUUACUGGGCCAUGACAUUAGGAUUUCAGCUUCACUGGCUGAGCUCAAGGAGAUAAUGAAGAAGGUUGUAGGAAACCGAUCUGGCUGUCCAACUGUAGGAGACAGGAUUGUUGAGCUCAUUUAUAUUGAUAUCGUAGGACUCGCUCAAUUCAAGAAAACUCUUGGGCCAUCCUGGGUUCACUACCAGUGCAUGCUCCGAGUCCUGGAUUCAUUUGGUACUGAGCCAGAGUUUAACCAUGCUAACUAUGCCCAGUCUAAAGGCCACAAGACACCCUGGGGCAAAUGGAAUCUGAACCCACAGCAGUUUUAUACCAUGUUCCCUCAUACCCCAGACAACAGCUUUCUGGGAUUUGUGGUCGAGCAGCACCUAAACUCCAGCGACAUCCACCACAUUAACGAAAUCAAAAGGCAGAACCAGUCCCUUGUGUAUGGCAAAGUGGAUAGCUUCUGGAAGAAUAAGAAAAUCUAUUUGGACAUUAUUCACACUUACAUGGAAGUACACGCGACUGUUUAUGGCUCCAGCACGAAGAAUAUUCCCAGUUAUGUGAAAAACCAUGGUAUCCUCAGUGGACGAGACCUGCAGUUUCUUCUCCGAGAAACCAAGUUGUUUGUUGGACUUGGGUUCCCUUAUGAGGGCCCAGCUCCCCUGGAGGCCAUCGCAAAUGGAUGUGCUUUUCUGAAUCCCAAGUUCAGCCCACCCAAAAGCAGCAAAAACACAGACUUUUUCAUUGGCAAGCCAACUCUGCGAGAGCUGACAUCCCAGCAUCCCUAUGCUGAAGUUUUCAUCGGCCGGCCCCACGUUUGGACGGUUGACCUCAGCAAUCAGGAGGAAGUGGAGGAUGCCGUGAAAGCAAUUUUAAGUCAGAAGAUUGAGCCAUACAUGCCAUAUGAAUUCACAUGUGAGGGAAUGCUACAGAGAAUCAAUGCUUUCAUUGAAAAACAGGACUUCUGCCAUGGGCAAGUGAUGUGGCCGCCCCUCAGUGCCCUGCAGGUGAAACUUGCUGAGCCCGGCCAGUCCUGCAAACAGGUGUGCCAGGAGAACCAGCUCAUCUGUGAGCCUUCCUUCUUCCAGCACCUCAACAAGGACAAAGACCUACUCAAGUACGAGGUGACCUGCCAAAGCUCAGAACUGGCCAAGGACAUCCUGGUGCCCUCCUUCGACCCCAAGAACAGGCACUGUGUGUUUCAAGGUGACCUCCUGCUGUUCAGCUGCGCGGGCGCCCACCCCCGGCACCGGAGGGUCUGCCCCUGUCGGGACUUCAUCAAGGGCCAGGUGGCUCUCUGUGAAGACUGUCUAUAGCGGCCCCUGGCUCGGCCCCACACUCACUCUGGGGGGGAAACAGUGGCUCCGGCCCCACUGGGACAGGGCCAGGGGGCAGACGUCAUGUCCUUCAGGGACUCUCGCCAGAGCCUGAACUUUAUGCUGGAAGGUUUCGAUCUGGUAUUGCUCCUUCUGCGGUCCGAGCACCACAGCGGAGUUCUCCCCAAAACAGAAGGAGCAGAUGCCAGGCUGGGAGCCUGGCUUCUCCCUGGCACAACUUUGUUUUUAUUUCUCGAGGAGACUGUGUCACUGCAGCUGCUCCGAGGUAGAGAGUCUCAAGAUUGAUUUAAAACAGAACCAGGAGGAAUGGAGCUUGUCGGAAAGAACUGUAUACGGGAACAUUCCUAAACCCAGUAACUUAUUUAUUUGGGAGGGAGGGAGGGGGAACAGGGGAGGGCAAAGAGGGAUGGCUCACACGUCUUGUUUCUCUGAUUUCCCACUGUUUACCGUCCACCUUCACUGUAUUAUUACUCCUGUCUGCUUCCGGAAGGAAGCAGGAGGGAGACAGGGUGCACUGUGGGGCCGGUGGCUCACUUGAGGGCAGCUGCGGGGACCGAGCUCCUCAAAGUGGAUGGUGGCAGAACAAAAGAAAAUCUUGUGUGUGCUUUGCCUGUGUUGUUGUCCGAGAGCCCAGCCAGGGACCAAAGAUGGGGCCGCUUUGCAGUGAGAGCUCCUUUCCUUGACCCUCUCCCCUUCCCCCUCCCUCCCGCCAUCACACAUACGCACGCAGGGACGCAUACACCUUGGCCCUAAUUUCUGAUGAGGAUCCCUUUAGGAAAGAAAUGCAGGAUUGGGGAAGUGACAUUUGUUAGUUUUUGGUAAAUCCACCCUCCCUCCAACGCCAUUGAAAGGAGGAAAGUAGAAACAUGGGUCACACUUGUUUACUCCUGAAGAGGGUUAUCCGAGCUGGGUGUGGACAGGCAUGAAGCUAAGAACUGGUGAUGCCACCAGAGCUGUGCUCCAGACAGGCAAGGGCUUGGGUUCUGUUCCUUCUCAGGGCUGAUGUCACCGGAGUCGCAGGAAUGAGGCGCUCAGUGUACCUGAUGUUGGCAGGGGCGGCAGGGGCAGGCCAGGACUAAUGUGGUGUGUGGUCCUGGCUCAUCACCCAUGGGUGUGGGUGUGUGUCUUGCACAGGGUUGGAGUCUGAUGCUGGCUCUUACUCGAGGCUUGAAUAUUCUGAGAGGGAUAUUCUGAGUUGGCAGGUUGGCCCAGUCAGACUCACGGAUGCCCCCACUAGCCUCUGGAGUUCCUUGUCUCUGCUGAGGUGGGAGCUCCCCAUGCCCAUCUGGCCCUGCUUCAGUGCCCGGGCUAGAAGUAUGUGUGUUUCCUGUGAAGCCCCUGGCACUUCCAGCCUGCUAACAGUGAGCCCUCUUCUCCUUCUUGCAGAACAUCCCAGUCAUGAGUUGUGGCGUGAUCCACCCAGCCCUCGCUGGUGGUUCUGAGUGCCUUGGUCACCUAGCACCACGCUCCACCCCUGCAGCUCUGUGCUUCCUGGCACCCUGGCUGCCUCGGCCGGGCAGAAUGGUCGGGCAGGGCUGAUGGCUGGAUGGGCCUUCAGGAAGGGAGCUAAACCAGGAAUCCUGCCUCGUGAGGACCACAGGGCAUGUGAGCCUUUAGGUAUGGCAAGUUAGAUUGUGCCUGCUUCUGGAAUCUUCCCUAGUGCAUAAAUAGUAUCAAAUGCACAGCCAGCCUUUUUAUUUCUUAGACUCUCAGUGGGUCUGAAUUUCACCUCUAAUCCCAGAGAGAGAAGGGAGUGAGGAGCAGCAGCCAGGGUCUCCCCCACGUUGCGGGUGGCCCCUGAGCGCAUGUGACAGGGAGGGUUCUGACAGGGAGACCUGUACCCUGAACGUGGGUGCAGAGGUCCCCUCAGGAACUAGCUGAAAGCACUGUCUGCCUGGGCCAAGCAGCAAGGGCUUAAGUCCAGAGGGAAUCUUGGUGUUAAGGUGUGUUUGUGUUUUUGUGUGUGUGUGUGUGUGUGUGUGUGUGUGUGUGUGUGUGUGUGUGUGUGUAUGAAUGUUCCUGCAAGUUUUGCAAGGGCAAUUUCUGCUGUAGGAGAAACAACUGCCUUCCGUGUAGUUAGGAACUGCUGUUCCCUAUGAAUGGGCCUCUGGAUUUCACCCUAGGUUGUGGGAAUUCCCCUGAGCUCCGAGGGCUACAAUUCCUGGGCCAGUGCCGCCCCCUCCUGGGCUCUUCUGGGAGCUUCCAGAGGUGAGGGUGUCAUGCAGGCAUUGGGCCAGCAGGGGGAGCCUGCGGGCUAAGUCUUGAUUCUCUAGGUUGGCCAGAUUAACCCAUUUUGUAGAGCUGUUUCAAUAAGCACAGGGACUCAGAAGGAAAGGAAGCUGGAAAGCACGGUUCCAAGAAAGAUGCUGCGCAGGCCUGGCGCUCCAGAAGCUGCAGGGAUUGUUUGUGGCUGUCCUGUUUGCUGAGCUCAGGGCCUCUCCACCUCCCCUUUCCUCUCCAUCAGGACUCAGGUCUAGCAGUCCAGCCGAGCACUUUCCCACCCUUGAACAUUGCUGUGCCCCACCUCCCCCGCAGUCCAGUAGUGGCCAGAAGAACCCCGACUUCCACAGGUGGGGCUUCUGCUUCUGGGGCAAACCCACACUCCAUGUGUCCAGGGCAUUUUGCACAGAGGCAGCAACACCCAAAUGUAUAGCAGCUCCCAGGGCACCACUGCUAUGGCCCAAGUCUGAUCAGUGUCCCCCCCCCCAAGAGGAAAUUGGGGAGGGGGCUUCCAUCUGUCCUGUGUGGAAGGGGCACAGUUCCUGGCUGCCCUGGGAGAGGACUGUGCCUCUCACAGUAUAGCUGGGAGCCUUUGGUGGUUUUGCUACUGCCAAUCUGAACAGAAUCCUCCACCAAUGUUUAAUUGAUUUCCACAGGGACAGAGAUCCUAAGUCAGGAUCAGUGUCUUCCUGUGUCGUAAGCAUACCUUGCCUGUCUGUAAGUUUUUGUCCAUUUUUUCUCCUAAGUGAACUUUGCCCCCCCCCAUGAUCCUAAAUUCUUAAACAUGAGGGAAAUUUAUCUAAUUUAUUAAGAGAAAGCUUUCCUUUGAAACAUAAACACUUUCAGGAGUGAAAACUCCCGAAAGGGGAAGCACACUUCUUUUAAUGCCAGUAAAAGCCUCCUUUAUUUCAUGUAUGUAAUUUGAUUUGCACAUGUACAAAUGGAGACACUUUUUUUGCAUUUUUGCCAGAUUGGGUUUUCAUCACUGCUUUAGUUUGCCUUUUUUGUGUGUGUUUGCUCUAUGUUUUGAACUAUUAAGAGUGUUUCUUUGAUAUUUAUUGUUUUUCUGAUGUGCCUUUUCACUUUUCUUUGGGGUUGGUUUUUAGAAUCUGGGUACCAUGUAAGGAAGAUCGUAGACCCCUCCAGUUUGAAGACAGGACACAUCCUUGUGUCAAGAAGGGUGCUCAGGCUGGGCACCAGGAAUACCCUCCCAGCCCCCUAGGCCACGGCAUCUGUGCUCUUACACCCCCGUGAGGCCAGGAGAACCCCCAAGAGAAGGGCUGGCUUCCUCCCGGGCUGCUCCACAUCUUUGGAUCUGAGGACUGCUGGUCACCAACGUGCCAACAGGCCUGUGCUCCCCACAGCUCGGGCACCCGCUGAGGUGUGGCUGGGGCAGAGGACCAGUCCUAUCUGAGAGGUUGCACUGGGAGAAGAGCAGUCCCCACUGAAACACUUGAUCUGAUCAUCAUAAAGGGGAAAGAACAUGCACCUCUGUUGUUUCCUUAGGGAACACGGUUUAUUUUAGGAAAGGUGACAAAACUGUAUGCUGGCUACAGGUGGAUUUGUGCUUUAGGGACCAAGGCAGGCCACCCCAUUUCUCCAAGGUGGUUUACCUAGAUUGUGUAUAUAAUUGGGACAAGUACCACCCUUUGCCAUGCCCCCAAAAUCCUUGACUUAAAAAAAAAAAGAAAAGUCUAUUUUGUUAACGACAGGCUCCGUUGGGUUACUCUCCCAAGCCUGGAUUACUUUAUUUAUUUUAAAAUAUUUUAAUUUCCACUUGGCUUCGUUCUAAUGCCAUCCAUCCCUGUAGGGCUGCCGAGCAUGUCCACGGGAAGAGCUGGAUGGACAGAAGAUGCAGACUUCUUUAGGGAGGUGGGGGUUUCCUCAAGUGGAGGGGGAGUCCUUUCAUUCCUGUCGGCUUCUUACCUUCUUAUAGCAAAAGGGCAGAUUAGCUGUAUAGUCUCCGAUGCUUUAGCACUUAGGGCGUUUGUGAGGACUCCGUGUUUAGCCGUGUCUGGCACAUAGUAAGCCCUCGUAAAUGUUAAAUAUUGUUUAUUAUUAGCAUUUCAUAAAAUUUGAGAAAUAGCUAAGUAAUACCUACAUGAAAAUACUCCUCCAAGUUGAUGGAAUGUUGUAGGAAUUUCUGGUUAAAGAUGUUAGGAUGUCCGAGUCCCAUGCCCCUCCUGCUGAUUGAAAUGUUACUGUACCCCUGAAUGCACUGAUUUGCAGAUAUACCCGACUUCAGCCCCAGAUGCAACAAGGCUGUAAGAAUGUAUAAACUGGAGAUGAAAAGGGUGAUCCACAUGCUGGACCUCACCCCUUGAUGUCUUCUGGACCAUUCUAGGGUUCUUCUUUGUAGAACUUUUUGAGCAAGAAUUAAAAUAAGUUCUAUGAUUGUACCCCUUAAAUCAAAGUUAACUAUAUUCCUCUGAAAUGAAAUAAUAAAGACGUGUUUUAUUUAAGGAGAAAGGAAUGACCAAUUGAACCUUCUCAUUCCCCAAGAAGUCCCUUUGCUGAUCCCUGCUGGCCAGAGUGGCCCCUCCACAGUCCAACCCACAGGGAUCAGUCUCUGGGCUGGUUAGUGGUCACGUGUUUGUUUCCGCCCCAUUUCCCUGGAAGACCCACCUCUCCCCUAGGCCGGCUUGGCUAGCCUGGGGACCCCAAGACUAUCUGACCACUCAGGUGGAACUGUGGUGGGCAGAGGGGUUGGGGGGUGGUCAGAGUGUCCUCAGAACCACUCCCAAGAGGCUGCUCAUGGUUCAGUGAUGUUUUCCCAAAUCACCUAAAUACCGGUUUGCUUUUUGUUUUAUUGGGAUUUAGCCUCUUUCUUCCCUGUUUUAGAGUUUUCUAUCUUGGCACUAUUCUGGAUAGACUGCAGUUGGGAAUAUGGAGGAGUUUGCUGGAGUCCGGGGUCCUUCAAAGUUGCUUUAGAUUCUUCAGCGGAAUCAGCAAUCUUACAUGUUUGUGGGUGUAAGAUAGAUAGAUUGGAAUUCACCUUCAAAGCACUGUUCCCUCUAACCCGAGAUUCUGUGGCACCUUAGGACCCCCCUCCACCCUCCCCUGGCAGCUGGUGAGGACAGCAGGGGGCAGCUGUGUGCUUCUGUGGUGGGGGGCCCAUGUCUGGGGGGCAGGGGUGGGUGCUCAGGCGAGCAGUGCCGCAGGCCUCGAAAGCCUUGCUGGAACAGCUGGACGGGACCUUAGCAUGGUCCGCCACCUCUGUCAGUCAGUCAGUCAAAGCCAAGAUGGAGCAGAGCUGGGAAGCAGUUUGCUUGCUGUCAUGCCCAAGUAUUCAUGGGACAAGAGCAGAACAAUCGCUGCCAAAGGAGAGGGCGACAGACAUCCUUUCUACCGUAGUUGCUGUCACAACCUUGAUGUCCUUAAGCUAAUGGCCGUUUGCGUGUGUGUCUUCAAACAGCUCCUGGUACAACCGUUUUCUACUGUUCACUUCUGGGGUUACGUAGUGCGGGAGUCUGCAAAUAAGGUGUCGCUGUCCAAAUGUACUGUACCUGCAUCGAGAACACUGCUUUGGUUUCCAAUGUUGUAGAGAAAACUAGGGAGAACUUUAUUUUUCAAUAAACUUUUGCUGUGUGA